UGUGCUUAUGUAAAUAAGUAUGCUUACUAUUAUUGCCUACAUCUAUAUGUGUUGUAUUUUCUUAAAUGCAUGUCUACAAGAACACAUUAUGCGUAAACAAAAAAAUGUUCUAGAGGCCCAAUAUUCUUAACUAUCCUAUCCUCUUAUUUGUUAGUAAAAUGUAUCUAAGGCUUAAUAUUUUACCUUAUAAGAGAAAUGUUUAUCCAAGGUGAAUGAUCACGAAUUUUUAGAAUAGAUAAAGUCACCUCAAAAUUUUUCAAGGUCUAUUGGAAGUCAGGUUUCCACAUUAUUUAAAUUAGCAAUCUAAUUUUAGAGUUGUAUCACAAUUGUUUUUGAAAUAAUCAUAAAAUCUAAUAAACUAUGCCUUGAAUCAUUCGUUUAAACUAAUGCAAUUAUUUCAUUGAAUUCAAAUGAUAACGUAAAAACUGGGGGCUUCUGAUAUAUUUAUACUUUUCCUAUAAAAGAAUUAUGGAAAGAGAAAAAAAUACAAAAAUAAUAAUUCAGUACACUUUUAAUAUGAAAGAUUUUAUAGUUAGUUGUUAAAUAAAUUCUUAGAAAACUUCAAAUCAUGAUUUCCUCUCAACCAUUUUGUCAAAAUAUCUCAACAACACCUCCAGCUUUAAAUAGUCCUAUACAAUAUGAUUCAUUUCCACAUACAGAUGACAAUCAUUUAGUUACACGAAAAUUAUUAUCAUCUGAUGAAACAGAUACUUUAAUGCAAAAAUCACCCAUUUCUACUGUUGGUGAACAUAAUCAACUUCAGAACUUUCAGUCAGCUGCGCUAAGAAAUGAAGAGUUCAGUUUAAUACAAAUGAAUGAUUUUCCAAAUCAAAAUGUUUCAAGAAGCAAUACAAUAUUACCACCUGUAAGUAAUAUACUGAUGCCAAAUAAUAUACAAAUUAUGUCAGGUGAUAAGAAACACAUAACAAAUUCGUAUUAUUCUUCUGUUCUUGCAUCAAUAUCAUCAUCUUCACCUUUGAAUUAUCCUGAAUCUGAUUUAUCAAAUAAAAAUCUUAUCAAAUCAAGUUUCAUACCACAUGAUUUGGAGUAUCAAAGUGAGAGACUAAGAUUACAGUCAGAGCAGCAGCAACAGCAGCAACAACAACAACAACUGGAUUACAAUAUUUGUUUAGAUAAUCGUAAACAAAAUCUAGAAAAAUAUUCAUGUCGACAAAUGUAAAUGAAUCACCACUUCAUCCCUUGACCUUGUCAACAUCAAUUUUAUCAUCGUCAUCAUCAUCAUCGUCUUCAGUGAUUACAAUGCAAUCCAAUUUUGCUAAUAAUCAUUUAACUGUUUACAAUACUAAUACGAACAGUGAAAGAAUUAAACGACCAAUGAAUGCAUUUAUGGUAUGGUCACGUUUACAAAGGCGUAAAAUGGCUGAAGAGAAUCCUAAACUUCAUAAUUCCGAAAUCAGUAAGCAAUUAGGUAAUUUGUGGAAAUCUUUAACAAAUACUGACAAAAUUCCAUUUAUUGAAGAAGCUAACCGACUACGUGAUUGUCAUAUGAGACGUUAUCCAAAUUACAAAUACUGUCCUAGACGAAAACGCAAACAACCAACAAAUAAAGUUGUAUUACAGCAAAAAGUAAAAACUACUGCUGAAUUACCUCUUGAGUUAGUUUUAUGUCCUACCCGUUCAAACUGUUUUCAAGCAGCAAGGUUAACAAGAGUUCCGAAAGCUGUCACUCAACCAUAUAAUAAACCACGUAUCCCUAUUAUUGCUCCAACAAUGAAAUCAUAUGAAAUAACACAAAAUAGAAAUAUGUCAAUAAAUGAGAUGAAUCAUAAACCAGAACCAUUUAUAAUAUCACAAAUGAACAUGAUGCCAAUGAGUAACAAACCCAUAUCAAAUAUGUGUACAUCAGUUCAAAAUUUAGUGGCAAAUAACAAUUCAACAUAUUUUCAAUCAACUGAUACAAUUUAUGAUCCUUACAAAAUCCAAUUAACAAGUACAUUUCUUCCUAAUGUGAACAAUCGAAAUAAUAUGACUAGUUAUCCUGAUCAAAAAGAAUUUUACACAGAUUUUAAUAUAUCUCAACCUACAACUAGUAAUGAUAUAAAUAAUUGUCAUCACGAUUCAUACACUUAUGAUACAUCGCAUUCACCAGAGAUCUAUUCAAGCUUUUUAGAUUCAAUUGAUUUACAAACAUUUUUCUAAAUUAUUUAUUCCUUGAAAUGUUCCCCUUUUGUUUUCCUUUCAUUGAUUAGUUCUUCUUGAUAUAUUGAUUUACAUGUAUUUUACUAUGUUAAUGAUUAGUCAAUUGUUUGCAUUGACUUAUCAUGUUUAUUCGAAAUAAUUUACAUCUGAAGAAGCAUAAUAAAAAAAGGUUCAUAUUUAUUGGUUUAUUAUUAGAAGUUUGAAAUUAUAAUUUUGAAUGUAGAAUAUUCUAUCGUUCUAAAUGAGAAAAAUUUAUUACUCACUUUUUAGUUGAUUUAGUUUAAAGACAAUCAUUUAAAAUAUCAGAAUAUUAUGUUUUUUCGAGUUUAUAUUACAGUAAUCAUUCUUAUUUGUAAAUGUUUCUCAAUAUAUAUAUUUAAUAGUUGAAUUCAUGAGUUAAUUG
Molecule: messenger RNA, 2563 nt
Organism: Schistosoma haematobium
Lineage: Eukaryota; Metazoa; Platyhelminthes; Trematoda; Strigeidida; Schistosomatidae
Exons: 2
Coding region: 1165-2160 (331 amino acids)
Biological process (GO): regulation of DNA-templated transcription; anatomical structure morphogenesis; cell differentiation
Molecular function (GO): DNA-binding transcription factor activity, RNA polymerase II-specific; RNA polymerase II cis-regulatory region sequence-specific DNA binding
Source: RefSeq, a predicted model, not a curated record